Eremothecium gossypii ATCC 10895 is the source of this 465-nucleotide messenger RNA. It is a transcript of the gene TIF11, whose product is annotated as translation initiation complex factor eIF1A. Gene Ontology annotation, cellular component: cytoplasm. Gene Ontology annotation, biological process: translational initiation. Gene Ontology annotation, molecular function: translation initiation factor activity; RNA binding. NCBI's taxonomy places the organism in Eukaryota, Fungi, Ascomycota, Saccharomycetes, Saccharomycetales, Saccharomycetaceae. Bases 1 to 465 code for a protein of 154 amino acids. The record is from RefSeq and is marked provisional. The transcript has a single exon.
AUGGGUAAGAAGAAUACCAAGGGUGGUAAGAAGGGUAGAAGAGGAAAGAACGAUACCGAUGGCCCAAAGCGUGAGCUGAUCUACAAGGACGAAGGCCAGGAAUAUGCGCAAAUUAGCAAAAUGUUGGGUAACGGGCGCGUGGAGGCGACGUGCUUCGAUGGGGUGAAGCGCAUGGCACAUAUCAGAGGCAAGUUGCGGAAGCGGGUGUGGAUGUCGCAGGGUGACAUCAUCCUGGUGUCGCUGAGAGACUUCCAGGACGACCAGUGCGACGUGGUGCACAAAUACAACCUCGACGAGGCACGUACGCUAAAGACACAGGGCGAGUUGCCGGAGAACGCUCGUAUCAACGAGACCGACAACUUCGGCUUUGACUCGGACGAGGACGUCAACUUCGAAUUCGGUCACGCAGACGAGGACGAUAGCGACGAAGACGACGAUGACGAAUUGGAUAUAGAUGAGAUCUAA